CAUCAGGGACGUCAUCAGGACUACAGCCUGUUCCAUCUCAACAGAGCAGACAGUCGAUCGACUUCCACGUCGAUGAGCGAGUUCGGGACCCAUUCCAGAUGUAUUACGCGGACAAACGCCAGAGGGACGACUUGCCGACAAUGCUGGCCCAAGGCUGCGAAUGCGUAGCCGAGGUCUCUGCCGAUGGAAGACUUAUCACCAUUUCCGGCGACAACAGGAACAACGUAGUGAAAUGCAUUCAGCAGAUCGAGCAGAUGCAGGAGUACUUUCUCCGCACGCCCUUUAGGAUGGAAAAGGUUGCCCUUGUUUAUGGCAGCAGCCGCGAGGAGUUUCGGCUACUCUUUGUGCCGGUUGCAGAACACAAAUAUUACUCGGAGCAUCUGUCAUUUCUGCCAUCUUCUCUGACAAAAGCCGAACCUGGGCGUUUCAGCGUUAUCGAGAAGGCUGUGUUUGAUGUAGCUCGCAGUACCUGGACACUUCGUAACGGUGUCAGAUUACCCUCUCGCACGCUCGAUCCACCGCCAGGUUUCCCAGCUACCCCUGCAAUCAGCAGUAGUGUGCAGAAAGGAAAAGGACCCUCACAACAAGCUUGGGGCCGAGGAUCUCCUGCUUCAGACCACCAGACACGGUCGUCUUUGGCAGGAUCUCGUUCUGGGAGCGCCACAGGUAGAGGAGAGUGGCAUGAACAAGAAAAUCCCGAGUUUGGAUUUAGUCCUAGCAGGGAGGCCAUCACCAGUCCUCGAUAUUCGAAUCCAUCGCCAAGCCGGCCGUCGUGGUCUCCAAACCCACAAAACCAGUCUUCAUCAUCCACACAUUCACAAAAGCAGUCGCCGUGGUCUUCCAGUUCCUCGCCCGGCCAGUCAUCUUGGCCUUCCCCUGGAGGAUCCAGUAGCAGAAGGCCUGCGCCAGCGAUUCAAACAACAUUCCAGAGAGCGGAGGAGUCUGAGUGGCCAGCACCUGAAUUCAACGCAGGCGAUGCCGGCGAUUUCCCCUCAUUGUCAUCCACCCCAAAGGGCGCGCCCAAGAGGACAGGCAUGCCAUCACUGCCGCCUAUGAGACGAGUCGACACGAGCUCUUCUGGAUGGAGUACACCUUCACCGGCCCCAUCUCAGCCUUCGUCAAGAAGACCUUCUAGUAGCCUACAACGAGAUAACCCAGUAUCACAGACCAAUGACAGCCUCGUCUUCGGUGAGCAAGAGUUUGCCUACUUGGAGGGCAUCCGUGGGCAACCAUCUAACAGCUCAAGGCCCAGAGAAUAUAACAGCAACGACUUGGAGCAGGCGAGAUUGCGGGAUCCGGUUAAGGAAUAUGAGGACCAUGAGCGAACUAUCCACAUUCUUCCACGACUUCAAGCUGGACCUGGUAGUGGAGACAUAUCGCCAGCUACACCGCCAGCUACACCACAAUCGCCUUUUGUCCAGGGUAUGAGGGUAUACAACAUGCGCCAACUCUCGGAGAACAUCAGAAAUGGCUUGAAGGAACUGCGUGGACAGCGCAAGGAGAUUCGGCUUACCGGACGACUUGGAUGUGUACUCUAUCCAACGGACCCCUCGAUCCUCAAUCAACCAUGGGAGUACACUCAGCUCGAGAGCGUUAUCGUGAAGGAGCGCGGAAACCGACCGCUUUUCUCUCCCAUUGCGACGGUUGAUCACAACAACAUCCGCAACAUGUAUGGAUUCCUAGGCCCACAAAAGUCAGAGUCGGCCCAUUUCGAAGUGGAGUGCAAUACCAGAACCAACCCAACGUCCAAAUACGUUCACACCAUCGUAACAGUGCCCACAACAGUCGCUGUCCUCGAUCGCGUGGUGACUCCUUGGGAAACGUACGGCGAGGUGACCUGGAAUGCGGUUGACAAGCACAUGGAUUUUGAGAUUCUUCUUCAGGCUAGAGAGGGCGUGAUCCAUGACACCAAGAGCGCUCUGGGCCGAACAGACGUGAAGCCCUUCUCCGUGUUCCGCAAGAAGCUCUCCAUCGGAACAAGGAACAGUCAUAUCACUUGCUACGACGUCAAAAACUUCCUGGAGGUCCGCAGGAUCAGUUUGCGACAGACGUUCACCUUUGACAAGCCCGGGCAGUUCACGGUGAUGGUGCAUAAGGUCGAGGAGCUGAAGCUGUCGAGAACAGCGGGACUCGAAUCUGUGACAGGAAGGGCGGCCCAGGAGGGCAACAAGAUGUGGUACGAGUUCGAGGUCUGCAACGAGGCGCUGAACAAUAAGCUGAAGUCAAAUCUGAAGCUCAUCCCGGGCGCGGUCGCUGAUUGGGAUGUGAACAGCCUUGUGGGCGAAGAUCCGAUCAACUCCACGGAACUUGCAGAGAUGGUUAAGACAUUGAUGCUCUUGGUGGAUAAGUGCCAGGAUAAGUUCAUACUAUGAACGCGCCUUUUUGCGAACCUGUUGCGUGCUCAAUAGCGACACUUUCAUUACAUCUGGUCAAGCAAUAAAACAUUGCAUUCAACCGUUGCGGCGCCCAAAAAAAAAAAA
Molecule: messenger RNA, 2480 nt
Organism: Gamsiella multidivaricata
Lineage: Eukaryota; Fungi; Mortierellomycota; Mortierellomycetes; Mortierellales; Mortierellaceae
Exons: 4
Coding region: 99-2372 (757 amino acids)
Source: RefSeq, a predicted model, not a curated record